ACGGUAACAGCUGAGCGUGGCAGAGCAGGAAAGAUGCAGCUUGGCCCCGCCCCCGGCGCUGGCUGCUGCGCGCUGCUAUGCACUGCCGGGGUUGCUCGGUGGACUAUACAGGGAAGAGCAGCGCUGUCCUGCACUGACAACUUGGGCACCGUGCAUGGGGCUACUGCCCGCUGGAAACAGUCACCAAGGGGCAGUGUCGGCCCGGCCAGACCGGUGGAUCGUCCCUUACACAAGUGGGAGGGUGAAAGGCCCCUGCACGGACCCGGAAGCACAAGUGAAGUCCACGGAGUGUCUGCUCCUAGUGCUGUAUGGGCAGCCUGGCACCGGGAAUGGGGGAUCAGCAUGAGGAAGCCCCGCAUACCCAGGACGUGCAGCACACAGCGGGCAGCGACCAGGAGGAGGACGACGAUGAUGAGGAGGAGGAUGGGGGUCUGCAGGCUGGGGAACCCAGUAGAGACACAGAGGAGCCCGCCAGGUUGGUCCGCUCCGUGGGGCACAAGCCCAGGAAGAGGUGCAGCGUGUUGUGCACCGUCUACUGCGUGGAGAGUGACUUAUCUGGGGAGCUGCCAACGGUGCCCCCUGCGGAGCAGGAGCUGCAGCGCCCUCUGGCGGACAGCACCCCUCGGAGCUCCGUGCGGGGGACGAGCGAGCUCCCCCUGAGCCCGGCCAGCCUGGAGCUAGAACUGUCCCCCUUCCUGAUCAGCAGCCUGGCCGAUGGCGGCCCCAGGGUGAUGAUGAGCUGCCGGGUGUGCUUGGAGGAUAAGACCAUCAAGCCUCUUCCCUGCUGCAAGAAAGGAGUGUGCGAGGAGUGCCUGAAGCGCUACCUGAGCUCCCAGGUGCAGCUUGGACAAGUAGAGAUUAAAUGCCCAAUAACAGAGUGCAAUAAACACUUGGAGGAAUCCACCAUUUUGUUCAACCUGCCACAUGAUGACAUCAUCAAGUACAAGUACUUCCUGGAACUUAGCCGUAUAGACUCCAGCACGAAGCCCUGUCCGCAGUGCAGGCACUUCACAACAUUCAAGAGGAAGAUCCACAUUCCAACCCCAAGCAAAUCCGAGAACAAGUUCAAAAUUCAGUGUCCAUCUUGCCAAUUUGUAUGGUGUUUUAAGUGCCAUUCUCCCUGGCAUGAAGGCGUUAACUGCAGGGAGUACAAGAAAGGAGACAAGCUUUUGCGUCACUGGGCCAAUGAGAUUGAGUAUGGGCAGAGGAAUGCUCAGAAGUGUCCCAGGUGCAAGGUCCACAUUCAGAGAACAGAAGGAUGCGAUCAUAUGUCCUGUUCCCAGUGUAACACUAAUUUCUGCUACCGUUGUGGGGAGAGGUACCGCCAGCUGCGCUUCUUUGGUGAUCACACAUCAAACCUCAGUAUAUUUGGAUGCAAAUACCGCUACCUCCCCGAGAGACCGCAUGUAAGGAGAUUAGUGCGAGGCUCUGUUUGUGCUGGGAAGCUACUUAUUGCACCCUUCCUCCUAGUCAUUGGCCUGGCAUUGGGGGCUCUUGCAGUUGUAAUAGGGUUAUUUGGACUGCCUAUCUAUUGCCUUUGUAAAAAGAAACGGAAAAGAACUUGGACUGGUAUGCCGUGACAAUCAAAUUAUUCUGAUCAGAACUUGAAGGCUUGAGCAGCCUGUGUUUGUUCCUAAGCCUUUGUUACAGAGCUGGCCUACUUAAAGAAACCCUGAUUUAUAAAUGUUGGAAAGUUUUACCAAGUGCAGUACAGAGCAAAGUGGGUAACGAGAACUCUUACAUUACGCACAGAGUGUGUACAAAAAAGAUGUGGUUUUUGAGAUUUCUCAUAUUCUGGCAUUAUGAGCUUGCAUAGAGAUUUAAGUUUUAUUUUAUUUAUUUUUUGUUUUUUGUUUUUUCCAGGGUUCAACUAUCAGCUUUUUUUUUUUUCUUCUCUGUGUAUCUUCUCAAAGUUAAGCUGCGUAGCUCCUGUUAAAGCAACAUUUCUUUCCUUUAACAUCUUCUAAGGGAAUACAGUGUGAUGCAGUAACUAUUUGAUAUAACACUAAUAUAAAGGAUUGUCAGCUGCUUGUAUUCAUCUAUACAGCAAUGUUCUGCCACAAAAUGGCAUGUAUUCUAGCUUCUUUUAGACCUUGGUUGCAAUCUCUUGAGUAGUAUAAAGACCACUUAUAGAAGCGAUGUCAAGUACAAUUCCUCUUCAGCAACAAGUAAGAUCUUCUGUUCAGCCACGGUCUAGAGUGUAAAAACUAAAAAUGUACAUUGAGUUCUCUCCAUUACACAGCUUUGAUUGGUUUAUUAGAGGUUUUGAGAACAGUGGUCCUGAGUUCCCCAAAUGAAAGGAGUGGCUGUCAUUCCUAAUGGGACUGCUGGAGAUGACUCCCACAAAUGAGACACUUAUUCCCUAUACCCUUCCAAGCUACUUGUUGUUAUAUAUUUUUACUUGCAUAAAUGAGUAGUACUUGUGACUAUAUUAAAGUUUGUAAUAUAUCUUUUGAGGGGAAGGUGGCAUCUCCCAAACCUUCCAAUGGAUUCCCUUUCUGUAGCCUUUCUCCAAAUGAUCAGAAACCUGCUCAUACACUAAACUAAAUAUAAACUGUCUUUAGUAACCAGGAUUAUAAAGAAGUAAUGUGCAUUGUUUUAUAGCUAUAGUACCGUAUAUCUAAUAUCUAUUUACAGCUGCCUAAGGAGUGAUUAAGAUUUUGUAAGUUGGAAGGGAACUGGGUUCUGUUUCUGCUUGUGGGAUUAUCAAAUUUUAUAUUUUAUAGAAGACCUUCCUAGUUUGCCAAGAAGAGAAAUGCCAAAAUGAACUGCAUGGUUUUCAUUUUGCCAAUGAACACCUUUUGCACAUGGUGUACACCUAUAUUUGUAAACCCCUAAAUUUAUAGACUAGGUCUGCUGUAGUGCCUACAAUCCCAGUGAAGUGUUGUCUAUGUGAGGUGGACAGAAGAUGAAUGACUAUUACUCUUUAUCUUUUCUUGAAAAAGGGUUGGCUUGGCUGCUUUAUGUAUUUAAAAAUGGCAAUAUGACUGACCUACUAAUAUCCAUUCAUUAGACGUUCUGAUUUCUUGUCAUUUACGCCACACCCCUUGCCUUGCCACAAAGCUAUUAUCUGCACUUGUGCAGGUCCUUUGUACACCCAGGAAACUUUUUGCAUCGAGAGUGCAUUUCAAUGAAGGUUGCAUAUGGACAGAUCACGUGAUCCUCCACCAGUGGGCAUUUUCAGGACAAGAUGUCAUAAUGAUACAAGAACGCAGAACUUCUAUUGACUGUAUAAAUAUCAUGGUUGAAUAUGGGAGCGCCAGAGAUGGGGGGGAUAAUUUGUUAUAACCAGAAUACCCCUUUAAAGGAGGAUUUGUCAUAAAAUCACGCUAAUGUACACUCAGUGACUUUAUUAGGUAAGCUUUAUAUUGAAUAGGAUUUGUCCUCCAAAACUAUUUUUUUUUUUUUUUUUUAGAAAUUCUGGUCAAUGUUGUCAUAGUGGGACCACACAGUUGCUGCAGAUUUAUUAGCUACACAAAUCUCCCAUUCCGCCCAUAUGUAAAAAGUGCUCUACCGGAUUGAGAUGUGGUGACUGGCUAGUCCACUCUGAACUCAGUCAUGUUCAUGAAACUAGUUUGGGGAUGAACGAUGCCUUGUGAGUCACCUUGUUUGUGACUACUUCAGUCUUCAUCUGUCCAGUUUUGGUGAGCACAUGUCUGCUGUAUUCCUAGUUUCCCUUUCUUAACUGACAGGAGUUGAACCUACCUUCUUCUCGUGCAGGUCCUGUGCUUCAAGUAAAGCUGCGUUCACAUCUCCGGCGAGCUGAUUCGGCACAAAUGCCGGCUGGACCAAAAACUGUUGCAUGCAAUGGUUUUUGUCUGGCCGAAACCCGGAUCACUGCCACACCUCAUUACAGUCAAUUGGAAUCUGGCUGUAAACUAUAAUAUCUGGCAAUGCCGGAUCCAGAGAAAUUCGGCAGGUUGCUCUCUGCUGGAACUUCCUGCCGGAGAUGUGAACACGGCUAACUCUUCCACAAGCAACUGUUAAAACAUGGUUAUUUGAAGUAAUGUCUCCUCCCUGCCAGCUUUAUCCAGUCUGGCAAUCUUAACCAGUUCACCAACAGAACGGGUUGCUUUUUUGUUCUGGGCAUAAUUUGUUAGAGACCACUGUUAAAUAAAAUCUCUGGAUAGAUCAGUGAAUUCUGAGAUAUAGUAACCAAUCCAUCUGGCACUAGCAAUCAUUCCACAGUUAAGGGGUUGACCAGCUCCUUAAACAUUAAAAAAAUAUAUAAAAAAAAGCCCAACUCCAGCCACUCCUGUUUUCAUGCUUUCUGGCUACCCCGACAGUCUCUACUUCCGGUCUCAUGACCACUCGGCAAUCACUGGGUUACAUAAUCGUUUGAUUAUUUUUUUCCUAUGCCACUCUAACCCCUUUAAAAAAUAAAUAAAAAUAAUGCAUUAGAUAUUUGGGUUUCUCUGGACCAUCAGCCUAAGUACUUGAUACAUUCAUCGCAUAAAUUUAAGGUGGCUAAACUGUCUAGUAAUGUAACUGGACACUAUUUGUUGCUGUACGAGGUCUUGUCACACAAGAAUCCUACAUGUCCUCAUUUUCUGUAACCUUAUCCCAACUUCCAGAUCGGUAAUCAAAAAAUGUGUUCUAUUCCUCCUUACAUUAUUCUAAAUGGGAAAAGAAUGCAUGGGACUCUCAAGAUGUCACACAUUUUUGAAGACUACUAUGUUGACGAUGCCAUUUGAAAGCCAUUUUGCCAAAUAGUGAUUUUGAUUUACUGAUUUUUGCCUUUACAGAUGUUCAGGCUGGUAUAAUGCCUUGUCCAGAGUCUCAGUCCUAGUCAGAAGCCAUAAAAGCCGUCAUGUAUGGAUUGUACUGAAGUGAGAGCCUUGGAUAAUAUGUUUUCAGCGUUUCUUAAGUAUCUGUGCAUUCAGGGGCCAGAAUGUAUAUACGUGUCUCAGACCGCUUAGAAAUACCUUGCCUUAUUGUUUCUGUACAUCCCUUCCCUGCUGUCGGUGAGAUUGUGUUCGGUGAACGUGUAUGUUUGUUCUAGCAAGUAAUUCACUCAGUACAGUGAAGUGUAUUGCACUGAUACUUUUCACACUCAAGGUCAUUGUAAUGUUCUUGACCAUUGGGACAAUGAUUAACGGUUUGUUUCCAGCAUUAGAUAUACGCCAAAUAAAUAACAUUCUGCUAUUUUACUUGAUGAAUACAUUUUUAUGACGCUCACAUUUGAUUUGGGCAGUGUGUACCCCCGAUUCACACAAUGAAUUACUACAGCUGCAGACAGAUAUUGGAACAGGGAGCAGUACUGUUGUGGGAAAAUCAAAUUCUCAGCAGCCGUUUUUUUUUUUGUACAUAAUGUCAAACUUUAGACUACUGUAAAGGCGGGACCCCAAUUUCUAACCUCUAGGGUAGGUGCAGGGAGUGUAAGUUCACUGCAGCUGUCUCUUGAGUCUUAUAGCUGUAUUGAUUGUGACAGUAAAAAUAUAUUUAGAGCAGUGCGGAUAAUUUGAAGGGAACCUGUCAUCAACUUUAUGCUGACCUCUCUGAGGGCAGCAUAAAGUAGCGACAGACAUUCUGAUUUCAGUGGUGUGUCACUCAUGAGCUACAAGUGGUUGCUGAGAACCAGCAUAGUAAUUAAUGCAGCCCGGGCCUGGUGAAGAGCCAUGGCUGCCUGAAGAAGAGUCACACUUAUCUGUGAGAUCCCGCCCACCUAUUGAUGAUUGGCAGUCUUAGUUUUCUCCCUAGGAGAGAAUUGCCAAUCAUCAGCGGGUGGGUGGGGAGAGGAGGAGCUCAUGAACAACCAUGACUCUUCUUAGGCAACUGUUACUCUUUUCCAGGCCGGGGCUGUGAUGAUUAACAACUUACUUUGAGCUCAUGAAUGACACACCAGUGUAAUCAGUGUGUCUGCCACCACUUUAUGCUGCCCUCAGUGAGGUCAGCGUAAUGUUGACGGCAGGUUCCCUCUAAAGGAGUUGUCCAAGACAAAAAUAAAAUAAAAAAGCACAUGUCCUUAAAUGAUAAAACAAUACUUGCCUCAUUAAUACCCCACCUAUCAUUGCACAUGCUCUGGUGGCGCCCUAUGGUCUUUGUUUACAGGCUGCCAGCAAUGAUGUGCCGUACUGCAGCCAAUCACUGGCCUCCGCAAUCAAGUGCCAUAAAUCCUGGCAUCACCUCUUCUUGUUUUUUCAGAACUCCUAACUUUAUUAGACUAUUUCCUUCCCAUGCAAGAUCUUCCUUCAGUGUCUAAAGCCACAUGCACACAACUGUAUGUAUUUCGCAAUCCUCAAAACGAGUAUCUGCUAAAUACAGAUGACGACCGUGUUGCUUUUUUUUUCUUAUUUUUUUUUUUGUGCACCCAUUGACUUCAAUGAAUUAGUGAACUGCUUUUUGGGGCCAAGUAUAGGACACAUACUUUUUCAGUUUUUCUGUUCCAUCCUAGGGACAUAAAAAUUAAAGAAAAAAGUGCCAUAUGACAGAAAUGAAGGGUGUCUGAAGGACUCAUUGGGUUUACCAGACAAAACAGCACAGCAUGCACUGCUUUUUGUUUGUUUUGUGUACGCCACUAAGGGUGCCUUCACCUGCCGCAGAUUUUGUUGCAACUGAGAAUCGGUUCCAUUCAUCUGAAAUCCAAGCGCUUUACGCCAAACCAACCCCAUUUAGAUGAAUGGAACUGGUUUUCGGAGAUUUCUGCAUCAAAAUCUGCCACAUGUAAAGGCACCCUAAGGCCUCUUUCACACGUCUGCGAUGACAUCAGUGACAAGAUGGUCUGUGAAGAUGUCCAUGUGUCUGUUUUUUGCCUUUCGUGUUUCAUCUGUAUUCCACGUACACUGCUAGGCUGAAAACGAGUUACCUGAGCAUCUUCAGCCAAUGGUUCGUGAAAAACACAGACAACAUGGAUGGUUUUCACCCACCCAUAGACUUCAGAGUAUGUCUCUGUUGUUUUUCCAUUUACGUGUCAAUAAAUGCAUUAAAAUUGGUAGGUACAUGUGCUGUCCACAGAGAAGACGAACAGCACGCAUCCGUGAUUCACUAACGUGUGAAAGAGGCCUAACAGGGAUGUGAACCUAGCCAGUUUCUGAGAAGCUAAUUCUUAAAGGGCAUCUGUCAGUGGAUUUGUACCUAUGGCUUGCAUGUGCACUUGGCAGCUGAAGGCAUCUGUGUUGGUCCCAGCUUCAUAUGU
This is a messenger RNA of Bufo bufo (common toad), 7135 nucleotides long. It is a transcript of the gene RNF217, whose product is annotated as ring finger protein 217. Lineage: Eukaryota; Metazoa; Chordata; Amphibia; Anura; Bufonidae. Gene Ontology annotation, molecular function: ubiquitin protein ligase activity; zinc ion binding; ubiquitin conjugating enzyme binding. The transcript has 7 exons. The coding region runs from base 309 to 1580 and encodes 423 amino acids. Gene Ontology annotation, cellular component: ubiquitin ligase complex; cytoplasm. Gene Ontology annotation, biological process: positive regulation of proteasomal ubiquitin-dependent protein catabolic process; protein polyubiquitination; ubiquitin-dependent protein catabolic process. The record is from RefSeq and is a predicted model, not a curated record.